AUGAGUCCGAACCCCGAAGGUUCUACUUCCGGCGACGAACACGACGCACCGGACCCAACCCCAGUCACAGCUAUUCCGAUAGCACAUGAUUUCGUCGAUACCAUCAUGGAACGUAUUGUAGUAUCACAUGAAGUUCUUGGAGACAUUUGGGUGCAUUUGUGGCUCAAAAGAGGUGAUAAAAAUGAUCUAGAGACGAACAGCCCCAGAGUGACCUCCCAGAGUGAUCCUGCCUGGUCACUCCUCAAAACUCCUAACAUCAAACGUUUUGCCCGACAAGACGUUGCUCAGAAGGCGGCCACCAAGCAAAUCGCCGCCUUCGCUGCACUCCUUGCUCCUCUCGCCGGUGCUCCAGAUGCGCCGACUACUACCAUCCGGAGACAGCUGUUCAACACCGACAUAACUGCCGAUCCCGCGAAUCAAGGCGCCCCUUCCAGUACCUUGAACCCAGACGCCGCUCCUUUCACACCCGCAAAUCUAGAUCUGCAGAUGAUUCGCGAACUCGCCGCACUUAAACAGUCGCUCCAGGACAUACACUGCAUCACCACCUCCGCACCGCAGAUCGAGCAAGUCCUGGCCAACACCCUCCGGACCCCCUUUUCUCACAUAGUCACUAACGUCCGACUACGACCAAUAGAGAAGCUCCGACUGCCGACUUACGAGGGUCUCACCGACCCAAUGGCUCACAUCACGUCCUUGAACAUUGCGGUACGCCGAGCGAACUUUUCCGAUGAAGAACGAGACGGCGGCUACUGUCAGCUUUUCGUCGAGAGUUUAAAAGGACCGGUUCUCACCAGGUUCACGGGUCUCACCGAGAACUCCAUCAAAGAUUUCCACGAUUUGUCGUCCGCCUUCUUCAAGAACUACAUCAUGUUUACUCAAGAGGACGCAAUGGUAUCAGAUCUGUGGAACCUUUCUCAAGGAAAAGAUCAAAGCUUCGAAGUUUCAUGGAGAAAUUCAAAGCCAUCGUCUCGAAACCAAAACUGCAACAGCCACAAAACCGGCGCCAAGAACGUGGAUACUCGUCAAGAGCCACGACAACACUCGUCAGACGACAAGGCGACCCAGAAGAAAAAUUUCCUAUACGUCGUCGACGACGAGACUCCCCCAUCAUCAACAACUGUAGUCCGCGAGAAAGGGUGGAACGUUUACAACCGAGAAACCGAUGGCAAACCGUCAGAGUCCUCUGCACCAGCGAGCUCUAGGCCCCCAGGAGCCGAGAAAUGGUGCGACUAUCAUAACGCCAAAUCACACGACACGAAGGAAUGCAAGACACUCUUUGAGCAAAUCCUCUUCUCCGUCGCGAGUGGUAAGCUAGAGAUCGAACCGCCGAAGCCGAGAGCCAGAAGUCCCGCAAGCUGGAGCAAGAAUAAGGACAUGAAAACGCAAAGGUCGCAAGGCAAAGCCCCCAAGAACGAAAGGCGAGCAACACCCGAAGAAGUGACUCCAGCAUCACCAGAAAAAGGCAACUCCUCGAUCUAUGAGUAA
Molecule: messenger RNA, 1485 nt
Organism: Raphanus sativus (radish)
Lineage: Eukaryota; Viridiplantae; Streptophyta; Magnoliopsida; Brassicales; Brassicaceae
Exons: 4
Coding region: 1-1485 (494 amino acids)
Source: RefSeq, a predicted model, not a curated record